This is a messenger RNA of Besnoitia besnoiti, 2922 nucleotides long. Its product is annotated as NOL1/NOP2/sun family protein. The transcript has 18 exons. Bases 1 to 2922 code for a protein of 973 amino acids. The record is from RefSeq and is a predicted model, not a curated record. Gene Ontology annotation, biological process: RNA methylation. Lineage: Eukaryota; Apicomplexa; Conoidasida; Eucoccidiorida; Sarcocystidae. Gene Ontology annotation, molecular function: methyltransferase activity; RNA binding.
AUGAAGCGGAAACUCGAGGCGCACACAGAGGACUCGGCAUCGUCCUCCGCGGGACUGCCGUCGGCUGGAGAGGUGGACGAGGCGGGCGAACACGCGAGAAGCAAGCUCGGCCGCCGCGGCGAGGUGUCUGUAGACACCACCGCGCCCAUUAAUGGAGAUUCUCACAUGGAUGACGCGAGUCCUGCAGACCAAAACAACACACGGGCGGGGAAGGACGGAGGCAAGGACGAUCGCGGCAGAGAUCCGCGCCGCAGAGACGGAGGCCGAAGACGGAGGGGGAAGGGCAGGAAGGAGAACAAUGGACUCGCAGAUAAUACCACGAAAGAGGAGGGAGCGAAAGCUCCCUACGAGCCGCUCAUCUACGAAAAUGCGGACUUCGAGGCCUACUACAAAGCGCAAGAAAUUUGCCCUCCGGAAGAGUGGGACGAAUUCAUGGCCUGCGUUAAGACACCGCUCCCAGCUGCAGUGCGAGUCAACCGCUCGGCGCCUCUCUGGCGCUCGACUGUGCGGCUGCUGAAGCAGCUCAGCCAGCCAACGGACAAAGAGGGCACGGAGGAGACGCUGCAGAACUUGCCUUGGAUGCCGCACGAGAUCGGAUGGCAGUGGAGCACCGUCUGCAAGAUUCGUCUUCGCCGCGACAAAGCCUUCAAGCGCAUUCGGCAGCACAUCAUGAACGAGGACUUCAGGGGGGGUUUGACGCGCCAAGAAGCUGUGAGCAUGCUGCCAUGCCUUUUCCUCGACGUCCAGCCAGACCACCGCGUGCUGGACAUGUGCGCCUCCCCAGGCUCGAAGACGACGGAAAUUCUAGACAUGCUGCAGUGGAGCACCGUGGACGCGCUCAACAAAAAGGAAUCCGCCUCCGCGAGCCUCCCGGGCCUCGAACCUCCGACUGGCUUCGUCAUUGCCAACGACGUAGAUGUGCAGAGGACGCAGACGCUGGCGCACCAGUGCAUGAAAGUUCCCUCGCCGGUUAUUGCCAUUAGCUGCUUUGACGCGGGCGUUUUUCCUCUCACGCUCCCUGACGGCCCAAAAGGGGAAUCGCGACUUCAGUUCGAUCGCAUUCUCGCCGAUGUGCCCUGCAGCGGAGACGGGACAAUGAGGAAGAAUGGAGACCUCUGGCGGAAGUGGAGCGUCUCUGGAGGUCUGAGCCUCCACAGUGUUCAGCUCGGGAUUCUGCACCGGGGUUUGCAGCUGCUGCGCGUCGGCGGCCGGCUCGUCUACUCGACGUGCUCGCUGAGCCCUCUGGAGGACGAGGCGGUGAUUGCUGCGGCGCUGGUGCAAUAUGGAGAUGCCAUUGAACUUGUUGAACCGCCGUCUCUGCCGGGACUGCGGUUUUCGAAGGGGAAGACAUCGUGGCUCGUUCCCGUUCCUGACUCGAAGAAAAAGGGUGAGAAAGUCGGGGAAGACGCGACGAGCGAGGCGGAGAAGGACGCGGAAGCUGAGCAGAGUGAAGCAAACGGCGACAAGCUUGAGCAGAAAUUCUUCAAGGCCUUCGCGGACGUGCCGGAGCCUCUUCGAGGAAAGAUCAAGCCGACGAUGUUCCCCCCCCCCUCCGCGGCGGCGCUUCACCUCGACCGCGCGGUGCGCGUGCUUCCCCACCAGAACAACACAGGCGGGUUUUUCGUUGCCUGCUUUCGCAAGACGCGAGAACUUCCGGAGCGCAGCCAGCGCGGCCGCUACAAGACGCUCGCAAGCGACCCGUCAGCCUCCUCCGCUGCGCCGCCCGCGGUUCCUGCUUCGCUUCCAGAGGCGCCGCCCGCCGCCGCCGCGAGCCCCGAGCCCUGCGGCGGCGCCCUCGCGGCGGCGCCCGCGCCUCGUCCGCCGGCUGCUUCGGCGACGGCGAACCCGCUGCUGGACGAAGAGGAUCUCAGCCCAGCGGCCGCGGCGCCGGAGGAGGUUGCGGAGGCCCCCGAGGCGGCGCCGACGCGUCCUGCGCUGAGCUUCGAAGGCCACGCCUCCGUCGCGCUGGCGAUCGCCGCCAGCCAGCCGGGGAGUCUCUUCCAUACGCUCCUGCCCAUCGAUUUACUCGACGAGGAGGGCGUGGACAAGAUCUUCUCCUUCUACGGCUUCUCGAGGGAAUUCGCGCCUGCGCUGGUGAAGGGCGAUCUUCGCGCGCCGGAGGCGGUUCGCGACCUGCCGCUGCAGCAGCUGACGCGGCGUCUGCACACGCCGAAGCGGCUCUACUUUGUGUCUGAGAGCUUUUCGCAUCUGCUGCAUCUCCUGCUUCUGGCGCCCAGUCGCAGGCUGCGCGCGGCGGCCUCUGCGUCUGCUGCCGCCGCGCCAGAAAGCGCUGCCUUGUGUGCGGCGCCGGCGCACGACUCCGAACCGGAAGCGGCGCGCGAGGGCGAGAAGGCGGACGGCCACAGCUGCAGAAGAGGGAAAAACGAAGUUCGAAUGAAGUGGCUCCACGCGGGUGUCAAGGUGCUCGUCCAGCACUCUGAAACGCAGCAGUUGUCUUGUCAGUUUGGCGCCGACGGCUGGAGAAUCGCACAGGAAGGGGCGGCCUUGAUGGCCAGGUACAUGCGCCGGCGUAUCCUAUUUUUGAACUUGGAUGUCGCGGCCUCGCUGCUUCUUUCUGAGACGCGGAUUGUCAACCGCGAAGAGCUGCUUGCAGCGGAGGCUGAGGGCAAGCUGACGGCGCUCGACUCCUGCCGCGAUCCUGAGACCGGCGCGCUGGAGCCUGGCGGCUGCGUCUGCGUGGUGUGCUCGACGACCCUCCUGCCGGCCUCGCGGAGUCCGUCUCUCCCUUCGAUCGAAUCUCUCGCGGACGCGAUCUGCCUGAGCUGCCUCAUGACGCCUGGAGGUCACCUGCACUGCUACGUGAGUCGAAAGGAAGUCGCCGGCCUCGUCUACCACAUCUUUGGCGUCGAGGAGACCGACGGCAACGAAAAAGACGAAACCAACGACGAAGACCAAACAUGA